Messenger RNA from Populus trichocarpa (black cottonwood), 1433 nucleotides. RefSeq names its product AP2/ERF and B3 domain-containing transcription repressor TEM1. Gene Ontology annotation, molecular function: DNA binding; DNA-binding transcription factor activity. Bases 15 to 1220 code for a protein of 401 amino acids. The transcript has a single exon. The record is from RefSeq and is a predicted model, not a curated record. NCBI's taxonomy places the organism in Eukaryota, Viridiplantae, Streptophyta, Magnoliopsida, Malpighiales, Salicaceae. Gene Ontology annotation, biological process: regulation of DNA-templated transcription.
ACACAACCCAAUUCAUGCCUCUCUCUUUAGUCAACAAAAACACCUCGUCUAUCUCUCUCUCCUUUUCCUUCUCUCUUGCUCCUCCCUCUUUUACAACAACAACAAGGAAAAAAAAUAUGGAUGGAAGCUGCAUAGAUGAAAGCACAACUAGUAGUGCUGAUAACUCCAUAUCCAUUACACCAACCUCCCUCCCUCCCUUCCCACCAACUGCUACCACUACAAAAUCACCACCUGAGUCACUUUGCCGUGUUAGGAGCGGCAAUAGUAGUGUUAUUCUUGAUUCGGAAUCAGGUGUCGAAGCUGAAUCGAGAAAACUCCCUUCUUCUAAAUACAAAGGUGUUGUCCCCCAACCAAAUGGUCGCUGGGGUGCACAGAUUUACGAGAAGCACCAGCGUGUGUGGCUCGGGACGUUCAAUGAAGAAAAUGAAGCAGCAAGAGCCUAUGAUAUUGCUGCUCAGAGAUUCCGUGGAAGGGAUGCCGUGACUAACUUCAAGCAAGUUAAUGAGACCGAAGAUGAUGAAAUAGAGGCUGCUUUCCUGAACGCUCAUUCGAAAGCUGAAAUCGUUGACAUGUUGAGGAAACACACGUACAGCGAUGAGCUAGAGCAAAGCAAAAGGAACCACAGGAGUAACAAUGGGGGAAAUGGGAAGCAAUACAAGAAUACAGCAAACUACGAGAAUAAUAGUUAUGAUCAUGGUUGUGGUCGGGUGUUGAAAGCGCGUGAACAGCUUUUUGAGAAAGCUGUGACUCCGAGUGAUGUUGGGAAAUUGAAUCGGCUUGUGAUACCAAAACAACAUGCGGAAAAGCAUUUUCCUUUGCAAAGUACAUCAAGCAAUAGUACUAAAGGUGUAUUGCUUAACUUGGAAGAUGUGAGCGGCAAAGUGUGGAGGUUUCGUUAUUCUUAUUGGAAUAGUAGCCAAAGUUAUGUUUUGACAAAAGGGUGGAGCCGAUUUGUUAAAGAAAAGAACUUGAAAGCUGGUGACAUUGUUUGCUUUCAAAGAUCAACUGGACCUGAUAACCAGCUUUACAUUGAUUGGAAAGCAAGAUGCGGGUCCAACCAGGUCCAACCGGUUCAGAUGGUGAGGUUGUUUGGGGUUAAUAUUUUUAAUGUACCUGGGAUGGAAAAUGGGUGUGAUGGGAAGAGAUCAAUAAGGGAUAUGGAGCUUUUGUCAAUAGAUCGUCAGUAUAGUAAGAAACAAAGGAUCGUUGGAGCCUUGUAACAUUUUGUAAUUUUGUUUUUAGUUUCUUGGUUUUACUUUGUGUUUUUCUCUUCCUGGCAUUUUGUGAAUUUUAGGAAGGUUAGGGGGGGAAUGAGGGGAGGAGGGGUCAGGAGGUGUAGCCGCUGCUGCUGCAAGUUGCAAAAGGCUAAUUGUAUAUUAUAUUAUAAUUACAAGACAAAAAGCUGAAUAAAGCUUGAAAUUAGGCACAGCAAA